Akanthomyces muscarius is the source of this 2355-nucleotide messenger RNA. RefSeq lists its product as uncharacterized. Gene Ontology annotation, molecular function: ATP binding; phosphoribosylamine-glycine ligase activity; phosphoribosylformylglycinamidine cyclo-ligase activity. Gene Ontology annotation, cellular component: cytosol. The record is from RefSeq and is a predicted model, not a curated record. Lineage: Eukaryota; Fungi; Ascomycota; Sordariomycetes; Hypocreales; Cordycipitaceae. Gene Ontology annotation, biological process: adenine biosynthetic process; 'de novo' IMP biosynthetic process. Bases 1 to 2355 code for a protein of 784 amino acids. The transcript has a single exon.
AUGUCGAAUCUUCGCAUUCUCCUCAUCGGCAACGGUGGCCGCGAGCACGCACUCGCCUGGAAGCUUAGCCAGUCUCCCCGUGUCGAGUCCAUCUUUGCUGUUCCCGGCAAUGGUGGUACCGCUGCGUGCCCCAAAGUCUCCAACGUGACCUCUGUCUCUGCCGACGACUUCCCUGCCCUGGUCGAGUUUGCUCAGUCCAAUGGCGUCAACCUUGUUGUUCCCGGACCUGAGGCUCCUCUGGUGGACGGCAUCGAGGGCUUCUUCCGCGCCGCUGGCAUUCCCUGCUUUGGUCCCUCCAAGGAAGCGGCUCGUCUCGAGGGCAGCAAGACCUACUCCAAGGACUUUAUGAAAAAGUACAACGUCCCUACUGCUGCCUAUGAGAACUUUUCCGACUUUGACAAGGCCGUCUCUUACAUUGACUCCAUCAACCACGAUGUUGUCAUCAAGGCUACCGGUCUCGCUGCCGGCAAGGGUGUCAUUAUGCCUCAAACCAAGGACGAGGCCAAGGCCGCUCUCAAGCAGAUCAUGGUCGACAAGGAGUUCGGCUCUGCCGGUAGCGAGGUUGUCAUUGAGGAGCUCCUGCUUGGGGAUGAGCUUAGCGUCCUCACCUUUUGCGACGGCUACUCUAUCCGUUCGCUGCCUCUCGCGCAAGACCACAAGCGCAUCUUCGACGGCGAUCAGGGCCCCAAUACGGGCGGCAUGGGUUGCUAUGCCCCCACCAACAUUGCCACCAAGGAGCUCGUCGCGCGUAUUGACCAGGAGAUUCUCGAGCCCACGAUCCUCGGUAUGCGCCGUGAGAAGCAGCCCUUCCGCGGUGUUCUCUUCACCGGCCUGAUGAUCACGGCCGCUGGGCCCAAGGUCCUCGAGUACAAUGUCCGAUUCGGCGACCCAGAGACCCAGACGGUCCUACCUCUGCUCUCUGACGAGACUGAUCUUGCCGAGAUUAUGCUUGCCUGCACGGGAGGCUACUUGGACAACUGCCACCUUACCAUUCAGGACAAGUUCAGCGCCACCGUCGUGCUCGCUGCUGGAGGUUACCCUGGAUCAUACGCCAAGGGCACUCCCAUGACCGUUGCUGAGCCUCCUGCCGGCAGCACCAUUUUCCACGCUGGCACCAAGCUCGAUGGCCAGCAGCUCCAGACCUCUGGAGGCCGUGUCAUUGCCAUCAACUCCAUUGGCGACUCUCUUCGCAGUGCUGUUGACGCUUCCUACGCCGCUCUGGCCGCCAAUAUCAUCCAAUUCGAGGGCAUGUUCUUCCGCAAGGACAUUGCUCACCGGGCUUUCCGUGCUGCCAACAAAGAGUCGAUGACAUAUGCGCAGGCUGGUGUUGAUAUCCAGGCCGGCAACGAUUUCGUCGAAAAGAUCAAAAAGGCAGUUGCCAGCACCAAGCGCGCUGGCGCUGAUGCUGAAAUCGGAGGAUUCGGCGGCGAAGUUGAUUUGUCUGCAGCUGGCUACCCCAACGCUCCUGUUAUUGUCGGCGCCAUCGAUGGUGUUGGUACCAAGCUGAUGAUUGCCCAGAACAUGAAGAAGCACGACACGGUCGGCAUUGACCUGGUCGCCAUGAACGUCAACGAUCUUAUUGUUCAGGGUGCUACACCUCUCAUGUUCCUGGACUACUAUGGCUGCAGCAAGCUGGAUCUUGCCUCGGCCGCCGCUUUCGUCGAGGGUGUGGCGGACGGCUGCAGACAGGCUGGCUGUGCUCUGGUCGGUGGCGAGACUGCCGAGAUGCCUGGCAUGUAUCAGGGCGAAGACUAUGAUGCUGCCGGCUGUGCUGUCGGUGCCGUCACUGAAGACGCCCGACUUCCCAAGCUGGCGACUAUGGUGGAAGGAGACAUUCUCCUGGGUCUCGGCUCAAACGGUGUUCACUCGAAUGGAUUCUCCCUUGUGCGCCGUAUUGUCCAGAGUGCUGGCCUCGGCUACAUCGAUGCGGCUCCAUGGGACCAGAGCAAGACUAUUGGCGAGUCUCUGCUGACACCUACUCGCAUCUACGUCAAGGCUCUGCUGCCGGUUCUCAAGGACAUCAAGGGUCUGGCUCACAUUACUGGCGGCGGCCUUCUCGAGAACGUCCCUCGCAUGCUCCCCGAGUCGCUCACUGCCGAAAUCAACUUUGGCUCGUGGCAGAUGUCCCCCGUUUUCCAGUGGCUCAAGGCCGCCGGCAAUGUCGCUCCCGUGGAGAUGUGCCGCACUUUCAACAGCGGCAUCGGCAUGGUGAUUGCUGUGGAUGCUGGCAAGGCCACUGCUGUAGCCUCUGCCCUUGGCGAUGCUGGCGAGUCCGUCUUCACUCUCGGUCGCCUGAUUAAGCGUACAGAGGGCCAGGCUGGUUGUGUUAUCCAGAAUCUGGAGCGCUGGCAAUAG